Mizuhopecten yessoensis (Yesso scallop) is the source of this 3353-nucleotide messenger RNA. Its product is annotated as bacterial dynamin-like protein. Bases 1390 to 3342 code for a protein of 650 amino acids. NCBI's taxonomy places the organism in Eukaryota, Metazoa, Mollusca, Bivalvia, Pectinida, Pectinidae. The transcript is spliced from 9 exons. The record is from RefSeq and is a predicted model, not a curated record.
GUGUGGGUGCGUUUGUUAAGUCAUGUCCUACUUUCGGUUUCUAUGUAUAUUGUCCGCGUUGUAGUCUGUUUCUGUAUGUGUACAGUGUUUUUUUGUACGUCUUAUCGUUAGUGAAUGCGACCCCGUGUGACACAACAUUGACAGAUUCGUUUUAAUUGCGCUUUCUGAGGUCUCUACAUGUACCAAACGGAUAACCUCUGUCUGUAAUAUUUGACAUUUCCCACGCUUCAAUUUCAAAGCAGCUGUUCGAAUUCUAUGUAUAGCUUCGUCCACCCAGUUAUAUGUUAUUAAGGUGUGGACCCAAACACUAUUGUUAUCUAGCUAGAUCACACGGGCCAUCCAUUGUAAUCCACUACAUGGUAACUACGCGAGACGCUGAAAGGUGGUGCAUUGCAGAAAUCGGAUGGUGUGUUCUGGAAUCCCUAUCAUCCACACACCUUGUAACAAAUUCCGGGUUAGAAAAAUGUUUUUCUCUUACAUGUCAUUUGUUGAUCACUUGACGUAAACUUGACGUUUGAGAAAUACUUUGAACCAGUAAUCGAGUCUAGCAAUCUUGAAUGUCUGAAAAUGAUAAGCAUCUUUCUCUAUCACAUCAUUAAUCAGCUUCCUGUAGUUGAGGCAGGGUACUAUCUUCCCAUUCUUCUUCUUUACCUAUGCCGUAUAGGAUGCUGGGCCCACAGUAACAAAGGACUGAUAUCAGUCAAACGAUUGAUCAGAUUUUAUACAAGAAUGCAAUUAAAUAGCUUAUACUUACCCAAAGCCUUCGAUUUUGUCAUGAAAUAUACCGGGGUGCCGACAAGACAAGAUAUAUAUAUAUCGAGAGAAAUGUAAGAGCGAUUGUUAGGCAAUUGGAGUUUAACAACUCGUGUAAGUAAGAGCGAUGUCAUCUUUUAUUGGAAGGAUGCCCUAUGUCGUUCUAGUGUAACCAUAUGGUUUUAUAGCGUUUUCUAAUAAUGUUAUUGAGUUUAGGAUUACAUAUUUAGGUUUAACAUAUACCAAAUAUCAGAUAACAUUGAUGGUUGUUCUAAAUGUGAAGAGGUGUCAUUAAUACCCACUGCCACAGUUAGUUGUACAAACAAAAUCCGACUGGAAAAUGGACGAAAGGUAUGGGGCAAAAGCCAGAUAUCGCUGCCCUGCCCCUAUGUACACUGUACAGACGACAUGAGCACGUGGCACCGGCUGUAGAUGAUAUCAUCGAGUCAUAUUAUAUCGCAUCCCUAAUAUAUACACGUGUACAGGUGGAUAAAGUCCACACCGUUAUCACCUGAAUCGCCAUGUAGGGGCCUUGUCGAAUGGCCGCCUGUAAAUGAUUCAGCGGUUAAAACCCUUGUCAAGAACAAAGUACAAAGUCGCCACAGGUAUAGAAGUUAUCUAUUCAGCUAAAACAAAAUGGCACAGGCCAACUUUUCCUGUCCUUACGACAUUACGGAAAUACGAAACCUCGGCUAUGUGGAAUGUAUGGAUAUUUUGGAACUCAUAGAUACCAAAGGUUUAGAAGAACUUGAAGAACUACAAGAUCUUAUCAUCGAGCUGAUUAGACAAUCCCAAAAUGUUGAGGACGGGCAGUCUGUCCCCGGAGAGGCUGGUGAUGAUAGUCAGGCUAAAUUUUCCUGUCCUUACGACAUUACGGAAAUAAGAAACCUCGGCUAUGUGAAAUGUAUGGACAUUUUGGAACUCAUAGAUACCAAAGGUUUAGAAGAACUUGAAGAACUUCAAGAUCUUAUCAUCAAGCUGAUCAAACAAUCCGAGAAUGUUGCAGACGGGCAGUCUGCCCCCGGAGAAGCUGGUGAUGAUAGCCAGGCUACGUUUACUUCGUCUGCUGACCUGAUGAAUCAGAUAAUCUCCCGUGACCGUGAAAUCAAACAGAAACUGAACGGUAUCUAUGGCGACCUGAAGAGCUUCUUCAAGAUGAGUCAAUAUGCUUCCGACCCAUCACUACAGCACGAACUGGAAAUUGAAUUCAAGAACGUACAGGAGAUGGUGGAAGAAUAUUCCAAGGAACUUAUGCGCGAUGAAUGUCCGAUCGUCGUGACAGGAGAGACAAGUGCUGGGAAGAGCAGCUUAUUAAACCUAAUACUUGGAAGUAACAUUCUACCGUCAUCACUUCGCUCAAACACCUCCACCGUCUGUCGUCUUCAUAACCACGAACAGAAGAUGAUCAAAGUGUACGACCAAAGUGGGAAGAAACUGGUCCACCAUGGUGUUUUUGACUAUAACAUCAGCGAUGACGUUCUGAAAAAGGAGAUGCAGAAAUACAUAAGCUGUGAAGAAAAUCCAUAUAGAUAUGUAGAUAUUUUCUGGCCGAUUCCAUUUCUGGGGAGUCAAGUGGUCAUAGUGGACACACCCGGUAUUGGCGAGAACAGUGAGAUGACCAGUCGGCUGCUGGAUUACCUCCCGAAGGCCGUGGCCUUCAUCUACGUCAUCAACUCGGAAAAUGCUGGCGGGGUACAACAGGAUAGAUUACUUCGAAUCCUUGAUGAACAGAACAAAUGGAGAGAGAAAGGACGAAAUCAGACAUUUGAUCACAAUUGCACACUGUUUGUGUGUAAUAAAUGGGAUGAAGUACCGGAGUCGGAGCGAGACAGGGUGUGGAACAACACCAAGGAAAAACUCCGUUGUUGGCCAGGCUUUACUGAGUCUCAGAUGUUUAGACUGAGUGCAUUAGAGGCAGAAAGACGGUACCGAAAUGGACUGGACUACACUGAAGACUUCCAAAAUCUUCUGAGAGGCAUUCAAAAAAUGGUGCCUGCAAGUUUCCAGGAAAAGGUUCGGCAACAUGCAUGGUGGCAGGAAAAGCUUCUUAAGCAGAUUCUGUUCCACGUGACGGCCCACAUCAAUAACACGCGCCUUAGUCAGGAGGAAAAACGGAUAAAGAAGGAGAAAGUUGAAGAGCGGCUACGCAGACUUGACUGUGAUACAGAACAGGUGAAGAAAACUCUUAAAGAUGAGGCCAAAACGAGAUGGGCAGAGGUUAGUGAGAAAUUACAUGCUUACAUUCAUGAUCAGGAGACGGUCGAAAAGCUGAAAGAGUGGGAUAUUCACACAGAAAUACCGGAACGGGAGUCUGACUUCGACCUCAUUGAACGCGAGGCUAAGGAAAUCAUCCUUGACAAAAUCGGAAAAGAAAUAAAGUCGUGGUGCGAGAAUGAAAGAAGCCUAUCAAACAUUAGAAAUGAGCUCGCGAACCGAUUCAGGGAGGAAUAUCGUCUGCUCGAGGGACAAUGUCAAGACAUUGAUAAUCUCGUUCAAGACGUCGAAGGCUCUAUAGAGUUAGACGAUGUCAAUGUCCAAGAAACAGAGCCAUCACAUCGAAUCCACUCUUUGCUGGGAAAGAACAGCUGACUUUGGUAUUA